Molecule: messenger RNA, 1889 nt
Organism: Rhinolophus ferrumequinum (greater horseshoe bat)
Lineage: Eukaryota; Metazoa; Chordata; Mammalia; Chiroptera; Rhinolophidae
Gene: DMAC1
Product: distal membrane arm assembly component 1
Exons: 2
Coding region: 46-390 (114 amino acids)
Source: RefSeq, a predicted model, not a curated record
AGUUCGAUUUCGAAGGCUCCUACGGCUGUGGCGGACCCUGUGAACAUGGGUUCUAUGAUUACCCAGCCUUUUGAGCCAUUCCAAGUCGCCGCGCCUCCCGAAGCCGCUUCUUCCGCUAGCCCCGCACCCCUGUCUACACCCGGAUCACCGACCUCUCCAGAGCAAACCCCCGUACCUAAUAACUGCUGGAGCUGUCGCGUGCUUUCCGGGUCGGGGCUGGUAGGGGCGGGCGGGUACGUGUACUGGGUAGCGCGGAAGCGCGUGAAGCUGGGAUACCCGCCCGGUCCAGGGAGCGUUAUGCAGAUGGUCAUCGGCAUCAGUGAGAGCAUCGCUUGUGGUGGUGUAAUUAUCCUGGCUGAUCCCAAAAGGAAGUCCUUCCGCUUUGGCUGAAAGUACCACCAGUGAAUUUGUCAUCGUCUACCCCUGUCUCUAUGACACACGGUGCAAGCAUGAGGCUUAUGGAUGUUCUGGACAGACACAUCGAUAUUGAUAUACUUUAGUUCUGCGAAUACUGAGAGACUGGAAAGAAACAUUGAUUGUCAUUAUUUGGCCAUGAGUAUUUGUGGCCUUCGUCUAGGGUUCCACAGAGACCAAUAAAUCCCUCAGAGAAGAGAACAAGUUCUUUGUCUUAUCUGGGGAAAGAGGAUAUAAUUUAAAAAAAAGAAGAAAUGAUAAACCAAAUGGGAAAAUGAACUAAGUUGUUAUUUAAAAUAGUUCUUUUUACUUCUCCCAUAUUUGGGUCAAUACCUAUUAUCAAUCUAACCCUGGAUGGUCAUCAUGCAAUAUGCAAAAUUAUAUAAAAUUAUAUCUGUACUGCUCAUACUUCCCAAGGCACUAUCUGGUCCGUCACCUUAUGAGAGUUUCACAGCUACUCUCAAGUGGUUAUUUCACUUCUGGUAAGUGAACCUUAAAAAACAGUCCUCGUGAUUUGCCCAGGGUCAUUCAGCAAGUCAGUGAUAGAGCUAGGACUCUUCGUUUUCCUUGUUCUAGUCUUUCAGACUUAGGAUGGUUUCAAGGAAGCAAGAAUUACAUUUAUGAAACAAUUAGAUAAUCUUAAAAAUAAUAACACUUAAGUGCCAAAAUAUUUGAGAGAAAUUCAAAACCUUUUGUAAUAAUAAUAAAAAGUUCUUUUUCCACAAGCACUGGAAAUGUUUCUGUGAUGAAAUUGAGAUACUUUUGCGAUAGGGACUUAAAACUAGGUAGUUUAUGUUUUAAGAGAAUUCUGUGAUUCCUACCAGUUCUUUUUUUCUGCUUCUCAUGGCUUCUCUAUAAAGUUAUAUGUAGCUGUUUUCUAGAGACAAAAGAUACUCUUUAAUUCAGCUACCAAUCACUGUGUAAGUUUGAAUGAUCCAUUGAGCAGUUACGUUUAGGGCUGGUACUUUUUCUAGUCUUAUUAGAAGUGCCUGAGUCUAUUAAGCCCUACAAAUGACAGUAAGACUCUUGCAUUGUCUACGUCAGAUCAUGGUAUGGGUGGUUCCAUAUAUAUCUGCAAUUGAGAAGAAAGACAUUUCAACAUAGACAGCAAGGUAUAAUUUAUGUAAAAUGUACAAUUCAGUUUUGUGAUGUUAAUGAAUAUAGAAGAUUUAAGUUGGAAGGGACCCUCGAGGACCCAAAGUGGGGUACUUCCUUGAGGGCCCAUGAUGGAUGAUCAUUCAUCCCAUAAAAUACCAAUGAAGACAAGUUACACCUGCUUUAAAAGGCAAGUCAUUCUAUUGAUGGACAGCUGAAGUCUGCACACUUUUUUAGGUUUAACCAAAAAUACAGAUCUAACUGAGCUUGGCCUGCUGGACAAAUAGAAUAACUCUUAAACUUACAUAUUACAAUGUUAACAUCUUUCUCAGAAUUUGUACUGUAAGCAAAUGAGAGCUUUUUUCCAAAUAAACUUGUCU